Molecule: messenger RNA, 6383 nt
Organism: Boleophthalmus pectinirostris (great blue-spotted mudskipper)
Lineage: Eukaryota; Metazoa; Chordata; Actinopteri; Gobiiformes; Gobiidae
Gene: col4a4
Product: collagen, type IV, alpha 4
Exons: 45
Coding region: 121-5154 (1677 amino acids)
Cellular component (GO): collagen trimer
Molecular function (GO): extracellular matrix structural constituent
Source: RefSeq, a predicted model, not a curated record
UGCACCGGGUCUGCACCGGGUCUGCACCGGGUCUGCACCGGGUCUCACGGAGCGCGCGCUGUUCCCAGUGCGUCUGGAGCUGGAGGCAGCAGUGGGCGGGGCUUCACAUGGUCAGCUGACAUGAUUCAUCCAAUCACCAUCAGGCUCCUGCUGCUGCUGCUCUCUGGCUCUGCUCUGGGGGGUGAUGUGAGCCGUGAGUGUGGAGGUCGUGACUGCUCCUCGUGUGUGUGCGCCCCCCCCAAAGGAGCACAGGGUGCACCUGGAGCUGUGGGCCGUCAGGGGCCUCAGGGGCCCCCGGGUUUUCCUGGACCACAGGGACCUCAGGGCGAGCCGGGCCUCAGAGGAGACGAGGGCCCGAGGGGGAGACAGGGGCCCAAGGGCGACACUGGGUUUGAGGGGGCCCCUGGGUUCCCGGGUCUCGAGGGUUUACCUGGCCUCCCGGGGCCAGCAGGGGGCCCCGGACUCCCAGGUGUCGACGGUUGCAAUGGGACCAAAGGAGAACGUGGCCCCCCAGGACGAGAGGGAGAAGAGGGUCCCCCCGGAGACCAGGGUUUUCCAGGAGCUCCAGGUUUUCCAGGAGACACUUCCUUUUACAUCAUCAGCAUCCCAGGACUCCCGGGGGACCUUGGACCGAGUGGUUUCCCAGGACUCAGGGGGCCCCGAGGUGCCCCGGGGCAAGAUGGUGCAGAGGGGCCUGGAGGCCUGCAGGGGGCCACAGGACUUCCUGGUUUUCCGGGCCUCAGGGGACCUCCGGGUCAGAAAGGACGUUCUCUCCCUGGGACCAAAGGAGAAGAGGGGGAGCAGGGGCCCCAGGGGCCCUCGGGGCCAUUUGAGUAUGUGGUUGCUCCAGACGACUUCUUCCCCAAAGGAGAAAAGGGGGAUCCGGGGCAGAAGGGAACCUGUGGAGCUAAGGGUUCACCGGGUCCGGACGGACUUCCAGGGGAGAAAGGAGAGAAAGGCAUCGUGGGAUUUCCUGGACCCAGGGGUUUUCAGGGUGUUCCAGGACGAUCUGGAUUGAAGGGCCCUCAGGGUUUGCCGGGGAGUGUGGGGCUCCCAGGUCUGAUAGGUCGAGAGGGGCCAAAGGGCAUGAUGGGAGAUGUAGGCGCCAAAGGAGAAGACCGCGACAUGACCCUGAGAGGUCCAGAUGGAGACCCUGGGAGACCUGGACCCAGAGGAUUUCCUGGAGACCUUGGUCCAAUGGGAAAUCCAGGACUUCCAGGAGAACCAGGAAGAUCUUUACCAGGUCGCGCGGGACCUCCUGGACCUCCUGGAGUUCCCGGGCUUCAGGGAGACAAAGGAGAGCCUGGUCCACCCUCCAGUGACCGACCUCCUGAAGGAGAACCGGGCAAACGAGGAUCGGCCGGACCCCCAGGACCCAAAGGAGCCAAAGGAAAACCAGGGUUCUACUGUGGACCCGGGUCUGCUGGAGAACAAGGUGACCCAGGAGACCCGGGCUUCACCGGAGAACCAGGCUCCAGAGGAACCAAAGGUCUGCCCGGUCCGUGUAACUGUGGUCCAGCGCCUCCGCGAGGUCCUCCAGGAGAUCCAGGACCUCAGGGAUUCGAUGGACCUCAAGGAAAACGAGGACCAGUUGGACUCAGAGGAGAGAGAGGGUCUGAGGGAGAACCAGGGGCCCCGGGGCCUCAGGGUCUUCGGGGGUUUCCUGGAGUCAAGGGAGUCAAAGGUCAAAAAGGCGUCCAGCAGCAGCGCGACCUGACAGGGGGGAGGGGGACCCGUGGAGACCCUGGAGCUGCAGGAGUCCCGGGUCUCAGCGGAGAACCCGGACAAGACGGACCCCAGGGACCCAAAGGAGACCCAGGACCAAAGGGAGACAGUGUCCCUGGUUACCCUGGCGACUCUGGACCUCGGGGUCGGGCUGGACCUCGGGGCCUCCAAGGUCCCGUUGGCCCCGUGGGGCCGUCUGUGCCUGGGGCUGUGGGAGACAGAGGGGACCCCGGAGACGCUGGACCUCCAGGGGCCCCAGGACGCUCCGGGCCCCCGGGGCCCAAAGGAGACGUCUUUCCCUGUGUUCCCAAGAAUCCAGGAGCUCCUGGAGAAAAAGGAGACGCCGGAGAGACAGGUUUUCCUGGUCGUCCCGGGGCCCCUGGGUUCAGAGGAGCCACAGGGGCCGAUGGACUUAAAGGAGACCGAGGAGAGGAGGGUGUCCCUGGGCCCCGGGGACGACAGGGGCCCCCUGGAACCACGGGAGCCACCGGAGUCGAGGGCCAAGAGGGCAGGAGCUACAGCGGGGCCCCAGGGUCCCCUGGGGCCCCCGGGGUCCCCGGUCUGCCUGGUCCUUCUGGAGACUCUGCUGUGGGGCCCCCAGGAGCCAUUGGGUUUCCAGGACCUCAGGGCUUCCAAGGGCCAAAGGGAGUGCCAGGCCCCUACGGGCCCCCGGGGCCCCCAGGGGCCCCUGGCUCUUCAGGUCCCCUAGGACCCAGAGGAGCAGUGGGAGACACUGGUGCUCCAGGAGUGUUGGGGCCCCCAGGACCUUCACCAUACUGUCCCCCACUGACAGGGCCACAGGGGCCCCCGGGACCUCAGGGCCCUCAGGGGCUCAUCGGACCUCCAGACUGCACUGCAGAGAAGGGGGACCAUGGGCCCCCAGGGGCCCCUGGUGUGGGCCCUCCAGGACCCAAAGGAAAGACCGGCUCUCCAGGAUUCCCUGGAUACCCUGGACUUCGGGGUUCUAUGGGACCUAUUGGAGACCCGGGCCGGCCGGGGCCCCCGGGGGCCCCAGGAGAGAGCGGUCCUUGUGGAGUGGCGGGGGCCCCCGGAGGACCCGGUUUCACAGGGCCCGUUGGACCUGUGGGACCAGCCGGACUUAGAGAAGAGAGAGGCCGAGAAGGGGCCCCAGGGCCCCAGGGCCCUAAGGGACUUAAAGGAGCGGUCGGGGCCCUGGGGCCUCCAGGUCCCGUGACCGUGGUGGAGGAGAAGGGCCGCAGAGGGGCCCCCGGGCCGGACGGAGCCCAAGGUUUUCCCGGACCUCGAGGGUUUGAGGGGCCCCCCGGGCCCCCCGGAGCACCUGGUCUCUCUGGACCUCCAGGGGCUGCAGGACUCUCAGGCCCCCUCGGAGCUCCAGGCCUCAGAGGCCCCCAGGGGCCCAAAGGAAAACAGGGAUACAAAGGCCUGAAAGGACUCAUGGGCUUCCCUGGACUGACCGGAGACCAGGGCCCUGAGGGCUGCCCGGGCGUCGAUGGAGGACCUGGGCCCCCUGGUUUUUUUGGUCUUAAAGGAGACCCAGGAGACUCGUCUGGAUGCCCUGGACCCCCCGGAGAUCGAGGCUCUCAGGGGGACUACGGACCUCCAGGUCCUCCAGGACCAAAGGGAGAACCUGGAGAAUCCGGGCGCCAGGGACUCCCAGGAUACACCAGGUGUAAAGGAGACGCCGGAGUCCAGGGUCCAGCAGGAGAGAUGGGAGUUUUGGGGCCCCCAGGACCCAGGGGCCGACCAGGACCUCCAGGACUCCCCGGACCUCCAGGGCCCGAUGGACCCCCCGGAUCUCAGGGCAGCCGGGGCCUCAGAGGUCCUCCUGGUCCUCUGGGUCUCCACGGUCUGGACGGACUAAAGGGAGUGAAGGGAGACAUGGGGACUCGAGGUCUUGGACUUCCAGGACCUAAAGGUUCUCAGGGGCCUCCUGGAGACACAGGACCCCGAGGGCCUCCAGGGCCCCCAGGAUCCUCUCAGAUUGGCCCCCCCGGGCCCCAGGGCCCCUUCGGACUCCCAGGACCCCCGGGACCUCAGGGACCUCCUGGAGAAUCUGGACCUGCCUGUGCCAACCCCAAACUCGGAGCCGAGGGAGACCCAGGACCCACCGGACCCGACGGAGACCCGGGUGUGCAGGGGCCGGCGGGGGAGUCCGGUCCCAGUGAUCCGGUUCCAGGAGACGAUGGCGACGACGGAGAACCGGGCUGCACCGGAAAUACUGGAACCCGAGGAGCCCCGGGACCCCGAGGGGGAGCGGGGCAGCCAGGAGAGCCAGGGGGCAAAGGGCCACAGGGGAGCACUGGACUCAUGGGGGUCCCGGGCCCCCGAGGGGCCUCAGGGAGUCCUGGCUUCGGGGGUGGGCCGGGGUCCAGAGGCCCUCAGGGGCCUCAGGGGCCCAAAGGAGACCCGGGAGACAGUGACCCUUGCCCCCCCUCCACCGCUCCCCCAGGCUCCCCAGGAAAGCAGGGGCCCCCUGGGACCCCAGGAGACACAGGGGCCGAGGGAGAACCAGGCUGCCCUGGGGCCAAAGGAGCCAAAGGAGAGCACGGAGACUCAGGAUUCACAGGAGACACAGGACCCCCCGGCCCCAGAGGAGACCCUGGGGAGGAGGGGCCCCAGGGGGACAGAGGAGAGCAGGGCUGUGGGGGAGACCCUGGGCCAAUCGGUGAUCCCGGUCCGCCCGGCCCCUACCACACGCUGAGCGCCGGAUUCCUAUUGGUCGUCCACAGUCAAUCACAAAACAUUCCCACAUGCCCCGCCCACAUGAGGGCGCUGUGGAGCGGCUACAGUCUCCUGUACCUGGAGGGUCAAGAGAAAGCACACACCCAGGACCUGGGUCAGGCGGGUUCGUGUGUGCGUGUUUUCUCCACGAUGCCCUUCUCGUCCUGUAACUCCGCCCACUGCUCGUACUCCUCGAGGAACGAUAAAUCCUAUUGGCUGUCGGCGUCGGGGGCGGUGCCGGUGCUCCCGGUGGUGGGCGGGGCCAUCGGCGAGCACAUCAGUCGCUGUGUUGUGUGCGAGAGCCCGAGCGCCGCCGUCACCCUGCACGCCCAGGCCCCCCAACCCCCCACCUGCCCCCCGAGGUGGGCACAGCUCUGGAGCGGGCACUCCUUCCUCAUGCACACGGGGGCGGGGGACGAGGGCGGGGGACAGUCCCUCACGUCUUCAGGCUCGUGUCUUCAGAUCUUCAGACCUUUGCCUUUUGUGGAGUGUCAGGGACCCAGAGGAACCUGCCACUAUUUCUCCAACAUCUACAGCUUCUGGCUCACACGAGUCCCCCUGGAGCUGAGACCGGACCGAGACCCGAACCCGAGACCGGACCAAGACCUGCGCUCAAGACCGGACCAAGACCUAGACCAGGAGGAUCUCAGGUCCAAGAGACAAGACGAUCUGAGCCCAAAAGAGCAGAGCAUCAGCCGCUGUGUGGUCUGCAUGAAGACCCAGUGAGACCAGGAUCCAGACCAGGACCAGGACUGAGUCUGGUUGUGUUUAUUGUAAAUAAAUGAGUCAAAUCUAUUUAUUAGACAAAAAUCAUCGAGAAACAAAAGAGACGAUUUAGAGUUUUCUGAACUCAAAGGUUUUGAGUUCCAUGAACCCAAAAAUCUGUCACAUUUAAUUUAGAGAAAAGUCCCUCAGACUCAGACCACAGACUGGAGCCAACCCGGUGCCCGGUGCCCGCCAACCCACUGUGUUCCAAACAGGAAGUGUUCAUGGUCGUGUUUUGGCUCCAUUGACUCUGGCUCCAGUUUAGUUUGUGUGUAAAAACUCUGACCUUUGACCUUUGACCCGAUUGUGUGGGUCUGUCCUCGCCUCCUCUGCUUCACACUGGAAAAAAAAAAAACGAGAUUUGUGUGAAUUAAAACGACAAAUUUAAAUGACAAAUUUAAACGACAAAUUAAAACGACUUAAAUUCUGAUAGUUUGAGUCGUUUCAUUUCGACCGAAGAAAAAACAUUUGAUUUUGUUUUUUAUUUUAAAUGCAGUUGUUGUUUUUCUUUUUCUUUUUGUCUCCAGACUCGUUUUUGAAGUAGAAAAAGUUUUGUUCCUCUGCAGAACUUUUCAGUCAACAACAACAACACAAGUGAAACCGACUCAAGUCAGGACCAAACCUCAAGUCACUCAAGUUACUCAAGUCACUCAAGUUACUCAAGUUACUCAAGUCACUCAAGUUACUCAAGUCACUCAAGUUACUCAAGUCACUCAAGUCAUUCAAGUCACUCAAGUCAUUCAAGUCACUCAAGUCAUUCAUGUUACUCAAGUCAUUCAAGUCACUCAAGUCAUUCAAGUCACUCAAGAUACUCAAGUCACUCAAGUCAUUCAUGUCAUUCAAGUCACUCAAGUCAUUCAAGUCACUCAAGUCGUCUGAACGAGACCAGAUUUAGUUUUUUACAGAGUCUGAGCCUCUCAUUUGAGGCGUUUAAGCGUCUCUUUGGUGUUAGGGUCAGAGGUCAGAGGUCACAGAGGUCAGAGGUCACAGGGGUCAGAGGUCACAGGGGUCAGAGGUCACAGGGGUCACAGAGGUCACAGGGAUCAGAGGUCACAGGGGUCAGAGGUCACAGGGGUCAGAGGGGUCAGAGGUCAGGCCUGGUGUCUUCGGGUUCGUUGUGUGAAAUAUUUGUGUUCAGACGUUUGUCGUUUUCUUGUAUCUGGAGUUUUUGCAUCAUUUUAAUAAAAGUG